UCGGACGGGAACGAGGACGUCGGCGCGGGCUUGAAAGCGGUGUGGUACGGCGCGGAGGCGAUGGGGAAGAUGGUCGGCGCGGUCAAGAGCAAGGACGAGUCGUCCGCGACGUCGAGCGCGAGCGCGUCGUCCGCGUCCGCGGCGUCGUCCGCGGCGACCGUGGAUCGCGAGCGCGCCAUCGCGCUCCUCAGGGAGGACUACGACAGCUCGUACUUCGUCUCCGGCGUCGGCGAGCUCGCGGCGUACGCCCCGGACUGCGAGUUCAGCGACCCGUUCGUGGCGUUCAAGGGCGUGGACCGGUUCAAGCAGAACGUCGGCAACCUCGGAGGGAUGAUGCGCGACGUCGACCUGAAGAUCACGGGGUGGGAGGAGAGCGAAUCGGACCUCGUCACGAGCUGGCGGUUCAGCUGCGUCUUGGACCUGCCGUGGAAACCGAAGCUCGCCGCCGCGGGCGGGACGACGCACGUGUUUGACCCCGACACCGGGAAGGUGGUGAAACACAUCGAGCGGUGGGACGUAGAGCCGAAGAAGGUGGUGAAGCAGCUGCUGUCGCCGUCG
This is a messenger RNA of Micromonas pusilla CCMP1545, 558 nucleotides long. RefSeq lists its product as uncharacterized. Lineage: Eukaryota; Viridiplantae; Chlorophyta; Mamiellophyceae; Mamiellales; Mamiellaceae. The record is from RefSeq and is a predicted model, not a curated record. The transcript has a single exon. The annotation marks the transcript as partial.